AGGAGGACGAGGGCCAUGGCAGCAGCGCCGGCGGGGCAGCAGCAAAAGCAGCAGCAGCGCGCCUGGAGUUUAGUCGCCGCGCCCGUGUUCUCCGUCAGCUUGUGGCUCCUGUGCUCGGCUCCCCAGGUUGGUGGUGAUCAAAGCCAGGGAGCUAUCUUUCUACGUGAAUUUACCUUAAUUCGGAGAGAGAGUCUUAAUGAAGAUUUCCUUUCAGAUUUGCUGAAUACGAACCACAGAAUUGAAGAUACGAGUUCUCGAACUGCUCGAUCGGAGGAAGACCGAGAUACCCUGUGGGAUGCCUGGGGCUCAUGGAGCGAAUGUUCCCGUACUUGUGGGGGAGGCGCUUCCUACUCCCUCAGGCGCUGCCUGAGCAGCAAGAGCUGUGAGGGUCGAAAUAUCAGAUACCGAACAUGCAGCAACGUGGACUGCCCUCCAGAAGCAGGUGAUUUUCGUACCCAGCAAUGUUCGGCACACAAUGACGUCAAGUACCAGGGGCAGUUUUACGAGUGGCUCCCCGUGUCUAAUGAUCCUGACAACCCAUGCUCCUUAAAGUGCCAGGCCAAAGGGACAAGCUUUGUUGUGGAAUUGGCUCCUAAAGUGCUGGAUGGGACCCGAUGCUACACGGAAUCGCUAGAUAUGUGCAUUAGCGGCUUGUGCCAAAUUGUUGGCUGUGACCACCAGCUGGGAAGCACUGUCAAGGAAGACAACUGUGGGGUCUGCAAUGGAGAUGGUUCCACCUGCCGGCUUGUCCGAGGCCAAUAUAAAUCUCAGCUCUUGGCAAAUAAACCGGAUGACACCGUGGUUGUUAUUCCCUACGGAAGUCGACACGUUCGCCUGGUGCUGAAAGGUCCUGAUCAUCUCUAUUUAGAAACCAAGACGCUGCAAGGUUUGAAAGGCGAAAACAGUCUCGGCUCUGCAGGUUCAUUCCUCGUGGACAAUUCUAGCGUGGACUUGCAGACGUUUCCGGACAAAGAGAUACUGAGAAUGCCUGGCCCCCUCACUGCAGAUUUCACUGUCAAGAUCCGUUACGCUGGUGCUGCCGACAGUACGGUUCAGUUCAUUUUCUACCAACCGAUUAUUCACCGGUGGAGAGAAACCGAUUUCUUUCCUUGUUCCGCUUCCUGUGGUGGAGGUUACCAGCUGACUUCUGCCGAGUGCUAUGACCUGAGAAGCAAUAGAGUGGUCUCUGACCAGUACUGCCACUACUACCCUGAGAACAUUAAGCCAAAGCCCAAACUUCAGGAGUGCAACCUGGACCCUUGCCCUGCCAGUGAUGGAUACAAGCAGAUCAUGCCCUAUGACCUCUACCAUCCUCUUCCUCGGUGGGAAAGCACCCCAUGGACUGCCUGCUCUUCUUCUUGCGGAGGAGGCAUUCAGAGCCGCACCAUCUCUUGUGUGGAAGAGGACAUCCAGGGUCUCAUCAGCUCUGUGGAGGAAUGGAAGUGCAUGUACACUCCCAAGAUGCCCAUUGUCCAGCCUUGCAACAUCUUCGAUUGCCCCAAGUGGUUGGCUCAGGAGUGGUCUCCGUGCACAGUGACCUGUGGCCAAGGCCUAAGAUACCGAGUGGUUCUGUGCAUUGAUCACAGAGGGAUGCAUACCGGUGGCUGCACUGCUAAAACAAAGCCCCACAUCAAGGAAGAAUGCAUUGUCCCCACUCCUUGCUACAAGCCCAAAGAAAAACUUCCUGUUGAAGCUAAAUUGCCAUGGUACAAGCAAGCCCAGGAAUUGGAAGAAGGAGCAAUAGUAUCAGAAGAACCAACGUUUAUUCCGGAGACCUGGUCUGCCUGCAGCGUGACCUGUGGGGUCGGGAUCCAAGUCCGCUUGGUGAAGUGCCAAGUGCUGCUGUCCUUCUCUCAGUCCGUGGCUGAUUUGCCCAUUGAUGAAUGCGAAGGGCCCAAGCCAGCCUCCGAACGAGCUUGUUAUGGUGGCCCUUGCAAUGGGGAGACCAGCGAAUAUAGUCCUGAAGAGGCCGAUGUGUUUUAUGGCGGCUCGCAGGAUUUUGACGAACUCCAUGACUGGGAGUAUGAAGGCUUCACAGAGUGCUCUGAGUCUUGUGGAGGAGGUGUUCAAGAGGCAGUCGUGGCUUGCCUGAAUAAACAGACAAGAGAGUUUGCAGAUGAAAAUCUAUGUGUGAGCAGCCGGCGUCCCCCACAGUUGCUGAAAGCUUGUAACCUGGAGCCUUGUCCCCCAAGGUGGGAGACUGGGCAGUGGAGCUCCUGCAGCCUCACCUGUGGCGUAGGACUGCAGACCCGAGAUGUCUUCUGCUCUCACCUCCUCUCGCGAGAAACCAACGAGACGGUGAUCUUGGCAGACGGGCUGUGCCACAAGCCCCAGCCCAUCCUGGUGCAAGCCUGCAACCGUUUUGACUGCCCCCCAUCCUGGUACCUCUCGGAGUGGCAACAGUGUUCACAGACGUGCGGGGGUGGCCUUGAGAAGCGGGACGUGCUCUGCAAGCAGCGCAUGGCCGAUGGGAGUUUCCUGGAGCUUCCAGAAACAUUCUGCUCCCCUUUGAGGCCUGCCUCCCAACAAGCCUGCCAAAAUGAGGACUGCCCCCCUGAGUGGCUUCUUUCAGACUGGACGCAGUGUUCUGUGAGCUGCGGUGAGGGAACCCAGAAGCGAAAUGCUAUUUGCAGGAAAAUGCUAAACACCGGGCUUUCUGCCAUCGUCAAUUCUUCGCUGUGCCCGCCCUUGCCGUUCUCAUCGUUGGUCAGGCCAUGUGCAAUAGCAACUUGUGCAAGACACCAGAGGCCACCUCACAAGCAACCCCCUCUGAUCAUGGCUCAAAAGAAAGUCUUCAUCCAAACAAGGAAACAGCGAAAGCUGCACUUCGUUGUUGGGGGGUAUGCCUACCUUCUCCCCAAAACGUCCGUCAUCCUCAGAUGCCCUGUGAGAAGGUUCCGGAAGCCAAUGAUCACAUGGGAGAAAGAUGGCAAGCGGCUCAUCAGCUCAGCUCACGUGACUAUUGCUCCGUAUGGAUAUAUGAAAAUUCAUCGGUUGAAGCCCUCCGAUACGGGGACUUACACGUGCUCAGCAGGGCUGGCUCGGGAGCAUUUUGUGAUUAAGCUCAUAGGAGGCCACAACAAGCGCAUGGCCGCCUUGUCACUUGGGAUGAUGAAGGAAGAAGAGGCCAGCUUGAACGAAGCUUUGCACGCCCAGGAGAAGCAUCGGAACGGAAUCCUCUUCAACGGGAGCAAAACUGAGAAACGGGGGCUUCUUACUGACCCUAGCAGCCGGUACGAUGAUAUUGUCUUGAGGCUUCUGGAGUACAGAGGCUGGCCUCGCGACCACCCGGAGCCAUGGGAAGCUCAGGACUCUGCGGAGAGAAACGUCUCUUCCGAGGAAGAUCAAGGCCAGGAGUACAUCCUUCCUUUCACCAUGGUCGCCAGCCAGGAUCGUUUGGACGACAUCCUGAGAAACUUGUCCCAACAGCCAGAGGAAGUUCAGGAUGUCUAUAGCAAGCAGCUGGUUGCUCAGCUGGCUCACGAAAUUUUCAAGAGCCAUUUGGAACACCAGGAGUCCCUUUUCAAAACGCAAGGGAGCAGGGUCAGUUCUGCUUCUGUGGAGGUCCCGUUCAGCAAGUAUUUUUCCGAGUUCACCAGCUCCUUGAGAACGUCUUCGGCUGAAGCCCACUUGUCCACAUCACCGGAGCUGACAAACGGCUCGCGGGGGCCUCAUAGGAAGCCUGCCAUCCUCAAGAAGAUCUCUGCAGCACAGCAGCUCUCCGCCUCCGAAGUGGUCACCCAUCUCGGACAUACUGUCGUUUUAGCUAGCGGGACGCUAAGUGUGCUUCUUCACUGCGAGGCGGUUGGGAACCCAAGGCCCACCAUUAGCUGGGCAAAGAAUGGAGAGCUUGUGCAGUUCAGCAAAAGGAUACUUCUUCAGCCAGAUGACUCCUUGCAAAUCCUGGAGCCUGUCGAAGCAGACGUCGGAUUCUAUACCUGCAAUGCAACGAAUGCGUUGGGAUCUGACUCCGUUUCCAUUGCUGUCACGUUAGCAGGGAAGCCAUUAAUAAAGACAUCAAGAGCCACCCUGGUCAACAAGGAGUUGCCUGCUGUCACUGUUGAUAUUGGGAGCACCGUGAAAACCAUCCUGGGCGCAAAUGUGACCAUCAACUGCCAGGUUGCAGGUGUGCCUGAAGCAGAACUCACCUGGUUCAGGAAUAAAAUCAAGCUGGCCCCUGGCCAUUAUCUGCAGGAUGGGUCACUACAGAUUGAAAAUGUUUCUCUCUCAGAUCAAGGCUUAUACUCCUGCAGGGCAGCCAACAUUCGUGGGCAGAUUACUGAAAGCACUCAGCUUCUUGUUCUGGACCCGCCACAAUUCCCUCAUCGUUUGGAAGACAUGGCAGCCGCGUUGUCCAUCACAGGACCAGGCGUUCCUUCUGUGAUAACAUCUCCUUCGGGGACGAGAAAAGUGCUCAGCCCAGGGAGCUCUGUGCUGAUUGGCUGCCCAGUGAACGGUCAUCCCGCUCCUAAUAUUACCUGGUUUCAUGCUGGUCAGCCCCUCAGCAUGCCUCACCACGUCUUGUCAUCUGGAGAGAUUAUUCAGAUACUGAACAUCAGCCAUGAUUAUCAAGGAGAAAUCAGCUGCGUGGCUCAGAACGAGGCAGGCUCGCUCGUACAAAAAACAUCUCUGACAGUCCAAGAUUACUGGUGGUCGGUGGAUAAGAUGUCACCCUGCUCAGCCUCCUGCGGUAACAAGGGUCUGCAGUAUCACCAGCUGAGAUGCUUACUGGACAGAACCCAAGUCAACAUCUCCCACUGCAUGGAGAAGCCCAAACCGGCUCUGCAGCCGGUUGCUUGUAACAGAAGAGAUUGCCCUUCGAGAUGGAUGGUGACGUCGUGGUCCCAUUGUACACAAAGCUGUGGCGGAGGCAUUCAGACCCGUCGGGUGACAUGUCAAAAGCUGACAGCCGCCGGCAGCUCCAUGCCCAUGUCAAACGACGCAUGUGCUCAAAUUUCCAAGCGCCCGGUAGACACCCAGAGCUGUAACAGGCAGCUGUGUGUUGAGUGGGCAACUUCUGCCUGGGGGCAGUGUAAUGGAGCAUGCAUUGGAUCUCGACUGGCUGUACAACACAGGCAGGUUUUCUGCCGGACCAGGGAUGGGAUCUCUGUGCCUUCCGACCAAUGCAGUUCACUUCCAAGGCCUCUGAGCACGCAGAACUGCUGGACAGAUGCUUGUGGAGUGCACUGGAGGGUCAGUUUGUGGACUCUGUGCACGGCCACCUGUGGGAACUACGGCUUCCAGUCGAGGCGAGUGGAAUGUGUGCGCGUCCGCACCAACAAACCCGUGCAAGAGCACUACUGUGCAUGGAGACCGAGGCCGGCUAACUGGCAGCGUUGCAACAUCACUCCCUGUGAAAACGUCGAGUGCAGAGAUACCACCAGGUACUGUGAGAAGGUGAAGCAGCUGAAACUCUGCCAGCUCACACAAUUCAAAUCUCGGUGCUGUGGGACGUGUGGAAAAGCAUAAAGCUGGCAGGCAGAGAACUAUCCAAUGAAUUUGUCGCCACCAGCCACCCUCUGCUUUUUUU
This is a messenger RNA of Lacerta agilis (Sand lizard), 5530 nucleotides long. RefSeq names its product ADAMTS like 1 (gene ADAMTSL1). Bases 16 to 5469 code for a protein of 1817 amino acids. Gene Ontology annotation, cellular component: extracellular matrix. The record is from RefSeq and is a predicted model, not a curated record. Gene Ontology annotation, biological process: extracellular matrix organization. Gene Ontology annotation, molecular function: metalloendopeptidase activity. The transcript is spliced from 30 exons. Lineage: Eukaryota; Metazoa; Chordata; Lepidosauria; Squamata; Lacertidae.